CAGACUAUACAUAGUUGUACUAUCCGAAAAGAGAUGUGCCUUUGGCAUUAUAGGUUAGGUUCACGUGUUUUUUAAACUAGUAAAAUGGAACAUUUCAUUGACGAAAUCUUAGAAUUAGAAGAAGUGCGAAUUGUAAACGGAAUCCGUCGUCAAUACACAAUACGCGAACGGCCCAAUUAUUUAGAAAUCCUUGACGAUUUUGAUUUCUUUCGAAGGUUUCGUUUAAAAAAGCACACCGUACUGCUACUGUUGGGGAAAAUCAAUGAUCAAUUACUAUCUAAAAUCACUAGAAAUAGCAAUAUUACACCGAUUACUCAACUGUUGGUCACUUUACGGUACUACGCCAGCGGAUCAAUGUACGUGACCGUUGCGGACUUCGCCGGCAUAAGUAAGGCGGCCGCAUGUAGAAUAAUUGAGAAAGUUACGAACGCAAUUUGCGCAUUACGGCCCGAGUACAUCAAACUACCGUCCACUGUAGCGGAACGGAGUAGUCUUAUGGACGAAUUUUUUAAAAUUGCUCAAUUUCCAAAAGUUAUAGGGGCAAUCGACUGCACCCACGUACAAAUACAAUCACCAGGAGGAACCCAAGCGGAACAUUUCAAAAAUCAGAAAGGAUCGUUCUCGAUGAACGUUCAAUGCGUUUGCGACGCCGCACUAAAGUUCGCCGACGUCGAACCGCAUUGGCCGGGCGCGACGCACGACGAUAACAUUUUCGACAGCUCUCGUAUACGAGCUCGCUUCGAAAAUCAGGAAAUGGCCGACGCCUUGCUACUGGGCGACAGCGGCUACGCCUGCCGCGAUUACCUAAUCACCCCGUUACACGAACCCCAAAACCGAGCGGAGGAUCGGUUUAACGAGUCGCAAAUGCGUACCCGUAACGUGAUCGAGCGAACCCUCGAACUUUGGACGGGGCGAUUUCCCAUCCUCUCGAUAGGGAUGCGCUGCAAAAUCCCACUAGUGCAAUCGGUAAUAAUGGCCACCGCGAUUUUACAUAACCUAUCAAGGGACGCCGGCGAGGAUAUGCCCCCCGAUGUCGAUGUUCAUCGUGAGGAAAUCGAAAAUGAUGUAAUACUGCUCGGUAAUAGUACACAAGUACAAAGACAACUAAUUGAAUAUUUCUCAACGUAAUACAAAGCUACUUAGAUA
Photinus pyralis (common eastern firefly) is the source of this 1146-nucleotide messenger RNA. RefSeq names its product putative nuclease HARBI1. NCBI's taxonomy places the organism in Eukaryota, Metazoa, Arthropoda, Insecta, Coleoptera, Lampyridae. The transcript is spliced from 3 exons. The coding region runs from base 85 to 1128 and encodes 347 amino acids. The record is from RefSeq and is a predicted model, not a curated record.